Messenger RNA from Varroa destructor (honeybee mite), 2173 nucleotides. It is a transcript of the gene Spf30, whose product is annotated as survival of motor neuron-related-splicing factor 30. Gene Ontology annotation, cellular component: precatalytic spliceosome; nucleus; cytoplasm. The record is from RefSeq and is a predicted model, not a curated record. Gene Ontology annotation, biological process: mRNA processing; regulation of alternative mRNA splicing, via spliceosome. Gene Ontology annotation, molecular function: RNA binding. NCBI's taxonomy places the organism in Eukaryota, Metazoa, Arthropoda, Arachnida, Mesostigmata, Varroidae.
GUAACCACCGAAUACAUCAAUCAACCACUUCAUUCAGUGUCAUCUAAACCUUGCGUUUCCUUGGCUGUGUUGUUCGGCCGUGAUCUCUGUGUAUUAGACGCUUUUAGAGGCUGUCAAGUUUGGAAGCUGACAUCUUUUUGCCUUCAGAUCAUUGUAGAACCAUAUAACAUUGUCAAGGAAAAAAGGACUUUAAUUGAUCGAUAAAUACGGCCACUGCCCAUGCAAUAGGGCAUAUUUGUGUGAUUGGUGUAGGAAUCCACAGCACAGUAGUUUUCUUCUCUCUGAUAUAUGUAAACUAUAUCAGCCUGACUCUUAAACGCGCGUGAAUGGUCCGGCGUUAACUUGGCGACGGACGAGUCUUUCAACUCGCGUAGUACAUUUUAUGUUUGUGAUCGAAGUGCUUUAACAAGUCACGUUCGACGAUCUCGUUUUUCUGGAGCUCAUAGAGUUCCGAUUUAUCACAGCCUUGAGGUACAAAGAUCCUGUUAGUUGUGUCAAUAUACGAAUUGCUGCUGUGGAAUAGUCAAUAGAAAAAAUGGCAGACAAAGAAGAUCUUCAGACUCAGCUAGAGACCUACCAUGUACAACUGCAACAGGUGGAGGCUGCGCUUGCAUCCAAUCCAGAUGACCCUGACUUGCGUAAACUGCGUGAAGACCUUUGUGAAGUUAUAAGCUUAACAAAAAGUCUCUCCGCUAGCUCUCGCAAUAGUGAUCUCCGGUCGGUGACCCAUGCAGAGGACAGUGGCGGCGUAUGUGGGUCAGGGAUUGUCGGGUCCGCUGGCUCCACGGGCCGUUGGCAAGUUGGGGAUCGUGUAAGUGCCCCCUGGGCCGAAGAUGGAAAUUACUAUGAUGCAACCGUCGUGGCUAUAAGCAGCAGCGAUGGACUGGUUACUGUCGAUUUCGAAGAAUACCCGAACAACGAGACUGUACACAUGAGCGAGCUAAAGCCGCGUAACAGCGGGGGGCAUGCAACGAAAGGUGGAAAAAAAGCCCAUGUGGCAGCGCAGAAGGAGUACAAGAAGCAGAAGGCCAUGAAAAAAAAGGAACGCCUUAAGGAGAUUGAGCAGCAGCGCGAGGCCGACAAGAAAAUCUGGCAGAACUUCAGCGCGAAAGCCCAACACAAGAAAAAGGGUGUCACGAAAAAGAGUAUUUUUGCUACACCCGAAAGCGUCGCCGGCCGGGUAGGAAUCGGCACUUGCGGUGUUGCAGAUCGGCCGAUGACCGAAUACCAUCAGAUAGAAAAACAUCAGGUCGUCAAGAAGACCUCGCUCCAGCACCCGUGUAACUUGCCUGGACCCGCGGGCCUUAAUUGACCAGCAGAUAACGUUUACACACGACCAAUGCUAUUGUUUGUCGCUAAUGAGAUCGCGGCAAUUUAAUGCAAAAAAGCAUAACAUUGUUAUUGGUCCUGCCAAAUUAAAAGCUGGACCAUAUUACAGGAUCCAAUGGCAUUUGGUACGUAGCGACGUCACUCGAAGGUGGCGCAGUCGUUAAUGAUUUGAACACAGUUAUUAGCACCAAUAGUUUAUUAUUUAAUUAUAAACGGAACAUUAAGAUUUGAGGCUUGAUUCAGACGAGAACUGCAUGGCUAAUAAAUUAUUCUAAGUUACAUUAAGAAUCGCGUAUGCCAGUGAAAGUACUUAAACUUGAUUCGAUCAAUAGAUACAACUUUCGAAGCACAUACACGUUCAAGCUAUGGUUGUAUCUUCUUGACUCGUCGAGUCAAAGAUCUCUUUCGUUUUUUCGAUGCGCGCCCUUCGAUUGACGUCUAUGCGUACCGCCGUCAUACGAAAAAGGUAUCUACCAUUAAAACUUAUAUCCAAUAUAUAUAUAUAUAUAUAUAUAUAUAUAUAUAUAUAUUAACAUACACACACACACACCCAUUCACGUCUUGGCUAAGCUGGUUUCUGCCAGCAAAGCGAAAAUGAAGCCCAAUAUGAAGAGCUACUGCUACAACACAAAGCAAACUACAUUUUGCCGGUAGCUGUGCUGGUAUAAACAUUAUUAUUAUUCGUAAAUAAAUGAGUUUUGUGUAUAUACCUGUAUUGCAUUCGCUCAUGUUUUCAUUUGUUAGCUACGCGAUCUUCAUGGCUAUGAUUAUUCCCGUGUUAGAUCGUACGUAAGGCCGUCGAAGACACCAUUAUGGACACUUUAUUUAGCUUUAAAAAGUGACA